UGAAGCAGUUUAUACUGUUGCAAUGGGUGAUUGCAGUGUUGGCGACUUUCUGCUGGUCUUACUCCUGUUGGCCAUCCCUCACAAUGGCCGGGCAGUACUUGAUUCCCCCAACAAGCCGCCAUUGGUUCAAUACUCCAGGAGAAAUAAUAUUCGUUUAUCCGGUGUUCCUGAGGGCGAAGGAGAAGAUGUGACUGGAGCCAUCGUUAGCCUGCUCAACGACAAGCUGAAGGUCGGGAUUGUGCCAGCCAACAUUGACAGAUGCCACCGUGUCAGUCGCCCGAUCGCCCCUGCUCCGGCCGGCGGCGUGAGCCACGCCACAGACAGAUACUCAUCAAGUUUGUAAGCUAUCAGAAGAGGAAUUUAGUUAUUCCAAACAGGCGCCAAUUGAGGGGUUCCAGCUUAUCCAUGUAUAAGGAUCUCACUAUGAAGCGAUGUGUCUUGUUUAGAGAAAUGUGUGGAAGAUUUGGUUUUAGAAAUGUGUGGGGCCGUGAUGGUGUUGUGUUUUGGAGGCUGAACGGGAGAGUGGUCUCUCAGUUCUCAAAAGGCCAUGAUAGUGUUGUGCAUGGAAAUCAAUUAUUGCAAUGAGUGUGUAUAAUUCACGGGUAUGGAAGUGAUUUUUUUUUCUUUUUAUUGAAUCUUCUGUAUGUGUAUCCUAAGUAUAUUCUCCCCACUCUCCAGCUUGAUAGCUGAAUACCCUGUAAUUUCUUAAUGUUGUGGAGUACAAAUAGCCCCACAUUACGAGCCAAAUUGUGUGAAGCUCUUCUUGGGGGAAUUACUAUCGCCUCCAAGGUUAGGUCGACACACGUAUAACGAAUCUUGUACUGAGUCACCAGUAUUGAGGCUAGGAAUUUGAAAAUGUGCGCGUGGACGCUAAGUGAACACCAGACUGAUUGAGUCAUUACAAGAUUCGAUACAAUCGUCUGAAUCGUGGGAGGCAUAAACACUCGCUCACCCUUGAUUCUUCUUAUGACUGAAUGUAUAAUAAUAAAAUUUUCAGAGGUAGUGUAGCGGUCGCUAAACCCUGAAUAUAGAUAUCUUGAAACUAUUACCUGUGAUGAAACAGCAUAUAAAAUCAUACAGGUCGAGCAAAAAUCCCGAUGUAGAUAAUCUACAGGACUGUGUCUCUAAUAAGUUCCGAAGGAUUAAGAUAGGGUACUGAGGACCAGAGAUCAUUUGGAAUAUACUUCGAGAACAGAGUCUUGUCGGGCUUUAUGCUCUAUUGUAGGAAAUUAUAUAAUCUCCAGCUGCAUCUGCCAUACAGUCAAAAAAUUCGCUCCCAAGCCGAAGUUGGUAACAGAUAAAAGCUGAUAUAUGAGCAGGUAAGGACAGAGAAUAGGUAAUCUCGAUCUGACCCCACACACUACAUCCACUU
Nilaparvata lugens (brown planthopper) is the source of this 1372-nucleotide messenger RNA. RefSeq lists its product as uncharacterized. Lineage: Eukaryota; Metazoa; Arthropoda; Insecta; Hemiptera; Delphacidae. The record is from RefSeq and is a predicted model, not a curated record. The coding region runs from base 23 to 343 and encodes 106 amino acids. The transcript has 2 exons.